UCUAGUCUUUCAGUCAACUCAUGAUUCACAAGGGGUAGACCUGCUGGCGCUCAGAAGUGGCGGUGGAUACUUCACUGAAGUUUGUGUGAGCAUUCCGUCACUUUCCCCUCUUGAAAAAAGUUUUGGAAUAAAGUUAGGCGACACCGUGGAGUACCUGUGACCGGAUCAGUUUGGGAGAGCACAUUUAACGGGUUGUGGCGAUUUACUGAACUCCUCGGACUGCCCCCACCGGAGAUGAAGAAGAAUGAGAUCCGCGGGGAACACUUGCAGGACCACUGAUCAGGAAACGCCGAGGACAGGCGAAUGUGUGUAUCGAGCGGCAAAAAGCGCUGCGCGCGUUCAUAGAGCGCGUUUCGAUCACCAGCUCUGAUCUGCCAGAUGCUCAGUUGACACACUUUGAGGCAAUCGUCCUGACCCAGCAGCCGGGGCGCAGUGAAAGCGCUGGCCAUGUGGUGCGAGAGCGUCCCCUGCAUCGCUCUGCUCAUAUGCCCGCUGCUCUUGUCAGUGGGCAGGGUGAAGAGCAGUGGCGAGUACUGUCACGGCUGGCUAGACGCGCAGGGCAGCUGGCGCGACGGUUUCCAGUGUCCGGAGCGCUACGACGCCGAGGACGCGACCAUCUGCUGCGGCAAGUGUGCCCUCCGAUACUGCUGCUCCAGCACUGAGGCAAGGCUGGACCAGGGCACGUGCGAGAACGACAGACAAGCCCCGGAACAGGGCAAAGGGAGCCUGGACAGCAAAGAGAACACUGCAGUGCCAAUCUACGUGCCUUUUCUGAUUGUUGGCUCGGUGUUUGUGGCAUUCGUCAUCCUGGGUUCAUUGGUGGCAGCCUGCUGUUGCCGUUGUCUCCGACCUAAGCAGGAACCCCAGCAGAGUCGUGCACCUGGUGGCAAUCGCCUGAUGGAGACCAUUCCGAUGAUCCCCAGCGCCAGCACCUCCCGUGGUUCUUCCUCACGCCAGUCCAGCACAGCUGCCAGCUCCAGUUCUAGUGCCAACUCAGGAGCCCGGGGACCCAUUGUUCGAGCACAGGCCAACUGCUGCCUUCCACCUGAAGGGCCGUUGAACAAUGUGUACGUCAACAUGCCCACCAAUUUCUCUGUUCUAAACUGCCAGCAGGCUACCCAAAUUAUGCCUCACCAAGGGCAAUUCUUACACCCCCAGUAUCUGGGAUACACCGUUCAGCAUGAGGCACCAGUCGCUAUGACACCUGCCCCCCCAUUCCUAGAUGGGCUACAAGGAGGGUACCGGCCAAUACAGUCUCCCUUUCCUCCUAACAGUGCAGCCAGUGAACAAAUGAAAUACCCAGCUGUAACUGUCUAGACAUAAAAAAAAACCUGGAGAAAAGAUUUUUUUCUAUUAAAGAAAAAAAAAAAGUCUUCAUUUUUUUUUUUAAAUAAUGUCCCAGGAUAAGGAGCAGGGAGUGGAUUUAUGAACGACAGCCUUGCACGGGUGUGCCACUUCACAGCGAUUGCACAUUUCAUGUCAACAGACUUUCCAUGCUUGAAAGAGAUGGCUUGCUUACUGUGGCUCAGCGUAUUGGUACUUGGAGGCGGCUUUGGAUUUGUUAUCAUGUCAACCCAAUAGGAAACGUGGAAUGGUUCAAUUGCAACUCACCGGAGACCCACGCAGUUCAAAAUAAGGGAUGAAGUCUUUGUUGGAUAUACUUUCAAAAACAAUGUGCUAAGAGUCCCCUUUGUAUCUCCAGCAGGUGUGUGUGCACUGCUUUCUACGCAUUCACUCACAGUCCUAAUGUUUGGAGGGUGUUUAAAAAGGAACAUAGAGCAGGAUUCUAAAUACACCAGACCAGAAUAGAAUGACUCUGGAAAAUUCCUUCAUGGAGUUCACCUUGUAGAAGUGUUUGGCAUUGAAUAUUCAUAUUUGGCUGUGUCCCAUCAAGCAGUCAAGAACAGUUUAUGCAUGAAAGUGAAAGACGGCACUUCCUACACAAAAGAUGCAAUAAGUGCCUGAGUGUCUCAUGUAACAUUAGGUCAUGAAAACCGUGAAUUCACUUUGAAAGCAGUUUUUGAAAUAGACUGAUGGACCGUUAACAGAUGCAAAGAGAAAAAAUUUCCUGUAAUGCUGUCUGCGAGUUUACUAAGAGCAGCGCCCUAAAGCUUUCUAGUGGCACAGUGGUUAGUGCUGCUGCUUCACUGAGCCAGAGUCCUGGGUUCAAUUCCUGAGCUGGUAACACUGUGUUUGGAUUCUACAUGUUCUACCCAACUCUUCUUUGGGUUUCCUCUGUCUAUUUUUGGUUUCCUUCGGCGUCAAACACGUGGUUUAAGUUGACAUGUGACUGUAAUUUGGCCUUGCGUGCCAUGUGAUUGAUUGGCAUCCCCUCCAAGGUUGGUUCCAGCCUUCUGACUGGUGUUACUUAGGUAGGCUACAAUCCCCCACAACGCUGUACUAAAAUAUUGAAUAUUUUGAAAAUGAAUAAAUGGAAGACCAACUUACCAAAACUCUCAAAAUAUUAUGAGGAGCCAUUACAUUUCAGACAGCUACAUGCUUUGUGAUUGCUGAAUAUCAGCUUUAAAAGGACCCUGUUCAGGCCUACUUUAUGAGAGGCUUUGGUUCAUUUUUAUAUUUCAGGUUGGCAAGGUAUACACACCUGACCCUGAAAUGCAUUGCGUGGUAAAUGCUGGCACAUUGUUUAGUAUUUUGAAAAUUGUUUUUUAAAAUGCCUAGCAGUGAAUGUAUGUAUUGUAGAUAUUAGGGGGGUUCAAAAUGUAUUACCUCAGGAUGUCAGUGUACAGGGUAGAAAAAAUGACAUGGAGCACAGCCAGGACCACUCGAGACAGGAAUGCUAUAGCUGAUAAUAUGGGUUUCCAUUUUACAGCGACUUGCGUCAGACAAUCAAAAGAGGUUGGCAUUUGUUCAUUUUGAGUCAGAAUCAGAUGCAUUGAAAUGCCAUUGGACUGUGAGUCUGUCAUGUGUGCUGACCAAAUCCAUUUAAGAUGGCUUACUGAGAUCUCAUGCAGAGGGACUUCAGUAUGGCAUUAAACAUGGCAUUUCUGUUCCGUUGGUUGCAACAGACAUUGGUACACGGUCGACGUUAUACCACCUGUGUGCUACAUAAGGGUGAUUAUGUAAGCCUGCUUAAAGUAAUCAGAUUCGUACUGGCAUAUCAUAUACCACAUACUCUCAAAGUGUACAGAUUCUGGACCGUGUGCACACAAGUAUUUAUGUGAACAAAUCUCUUGCUUACAAAACUAUCUUUUCAAAAGUAACAUGAUUAAAGAGGCCACAGGUGGUGUGAGUAUUCAAAACUGAAAAAUUACAGCAACAACAUCAUACUUGGCAGCAUUCACAGAGGAGCUGGGGAAACGGAAAAUCUGUGUUUUUCAAUGUGAUAUCUUUGGUUGUGAAUUGAUAAUCUGGUGAUGUACAACAAAGCUGUUACUUUUCCAUGUGUUUUUUGUGACUCUAGCAGUAGCAAAUUAAGUACACCUCACAUGUUGGAGCUGCUCGGUAUAGGCAGAUAGUUUGAUCAGCAUCUUAGCAUCAGUAUGAGUGUGCAGUGGACUGAUGUCCUGCCUAAUGUCCUCUCUGCCUCGGCCCAGUGCUGCCAGGAUUGUUUCCAUCUCAUUGAAACACUGAAUUAUGAAAUAAGCGGGUUCAGUAAAUGGGAAGCAUUAUAGGAGAGUCAGGCCUGUCUGUGAAAAUUGAAACAAAAGAAUGAAUACAUUAUCCUAAAUUCAUUCAUUUGAUCAUCACACCAAUUCUUGACUGCAGCAAGUCUUGACAAAAAUAAAAAAAAAAAAAAAAAGUAUAAAUCUUAUCCCAAAAUGUACUUUCCGUAAGCAGUAAAUGGAAAGGAGAUAUGUGAAUGAUGAUAAAAUAUUAAAUAGGUAAAAUGUAAUGCGUCAUUUAAAGGAACCCUUCUGUGUGUAGUAGUUCACAUCACACAAAAUGGCCUCAUUUCAUUUUUGCUGUUUCUACAUUUAGCAAGUGUAUACGCCGCCUUAACAUGCUGCACAAUUUUAUAAACUCACAGAGUGCUUGCACUUUUUGGCUGCUGCCUCAUUUUUGUUCUUUUCACACAAAAACCGCAGCACUUAAUAAUCAUUUUAACCAAGUUGCCUUCCCUGCAAUAUCCCAUAUUUUAGUAGCUUUCCAUACCCUUCACUCCCACCUUUUACUGAUCCCAGUUAAUCUAAUUUAAGGCUUGAGAUGUGCCUAACCCGUCCUGACAGCAUCAGGCACAAGGAAGGAACCAACCUUAGUUCGGGUAUCGGUAUGCUACUAGGAGCACUCUUAUGCACUGUGCCAACCUAACCUGAAUGAUUUUAGUAUUUGGGAGGGAAACAGAGAACCCUAUGAAAAAUGAAACAAACACUAAGAGAAUGUGAAAACUCCAUGAAAAUGGUGAAAAAAGGGCUGGGAUUUGAAUCCUGGUUCUGUGAGGCAGCAGUGCCAAAUACUGCAUCACCAUUACAACCCACAAUCGGGCAGUAUUUUUUCCUUUUACUUUUGUCUUUCCCUGUUAGUAAUUUUUGAUUGUUAUCCAUAAGGAUUAUUUGUUAAGGAAAUGCCAUUUGGCUAGUAUGUAAGCAAAAAGUCUUAAAAUCUACAGUUUAAUUUAAACAGGCUAUCAUGAAAGAGGAUGGGAAUGCAUACACUGCAGUUUUUUUUCACAUAUUAAAAGUUAAAAGCCUCAUUUAAGGUAACCCGAUGUUGUUUUAACAUCACUGUACUAGCUUUUGUUGGCAAUGAAACUAAAACCUUUACAAGCGUCAUUCCCUGACUACUGUGCUUGUGAAUAAUGUAGUGAGAUAAUAAUAUUGUCAGUAAACUUGUAAAACAUGACAUUGAUUGGCUUUCUUUUGCCAGGAAAUACCAACUACAUGGAUGGGUGCCUGGCAAGUAUCUCAAACAAGGAAUAGCUGUCAUUUGGAUGAAUAUUGUCAAGAUGAGUUUAUACGUUAAGUAAAAUAGUCACGGUCCAUGUGGAGUUUACGCAUUGUCCCCUUGUCCAUGUGAAUUUUCUUCAGGUUUUGGUUUUGUCCCAUAUCCCAAACACACACAAUCUUGAUUAGCUUACAAUUUGGAACUGUCACAGUGUAGGCAGAAGUGUGGGACUGCCUGCGACUCUCCUGCACCCUGUAGUGAAAUAAGCGGCUCAGAAAAAGGACAGCGAAAUAUUUAUAGUAAGCAGGGAAGACUCUCCAAAUAUACUCCCACUGUUUGUUUAGAGUCUUUGCCAAGUAACAGUGCCUGGCAGGAUGCAUAACAAGUGUCUCCAAUUAUGAAUGUCCCCAAGCUACUCUAAACACAAUUGGGCGAUCCAGAAAUGUGAUUUCUUCAGUUCCAGUUUCCUGGCUUAUUAGCAUAAAACUUUAAUACUUUGAUGCAAUCACAUUUACGACUGAGCGUCUGUUUGCAGUACAAAACUGUCUUUUGAUGGUAACAAGCCACUCUCUGUUCUAUCGGAUGCUCAAAUUCAGGUGAAACACUUGAUAAUGUUUACUUGUACAGAAUAAUUAUUUAAACGUUAAAUAUUUGGGACGCUAGUUUGCUACCAGGGAUAACUUUACAAAAGAAGAAGAAAAAAAAAAACAAUGGAAAAGAUUUGCUUUGUUUCUGUAAAUGCUAAAAUGUGUUCCCUGGUAUUAAAAAUGGCAGCUCUUUUAAUCCAAAGGCAAGGAGUUUGUCAAUGUUGGUAUUUUUAUUGUCUUUUUUUUAAAAUAAAUAUUAAAGUGUGAAUGAAUGUUUUUACAUUUUUCAAAUUUUAAAUUAUGUGUUUCUUCAAAAGUGCAUCACAGACUGACUGUGCUGUUUAUAGCCUCAAAUCCAAAAAAUGUACAGGUUUUUGUGUCAAAUGGUUUGGUUAUUUCUCUAAUGCAUAUAUACAUUAUGCUGUAUACCUGCUGUCAAAUAAAAAGGAAAAAAAUG
Molecule: messenger RNA, 5886 nt
Organism: Polypterus senegalus (gray bichir)
Lineage: Eukaryota; Metazoa; Chordata; Cladistia; Polypteriformes; Polypteridae
Product: protein shisa-2
Exons: 2
Coding region: 448-1317 (289 amino acids)
Source: RefSeq, a predicted model, not a curated record